CAUUAUCUCUGACCGAGGACCACUCCUGAAACCCGGCACCUGUCGAGAAAGAGACUGCUCCUCCCAUUAACCCGUCGAGAUGGCGCUCGGAUUUUUGCCUCCAAACCCGGAGACAUGGGGCCGCUGGCCUCAGCACCAGCACACCGGAGCCGACUGCGGCAUGAUGGAUGCCGGCAUGGUGCCGUAUGACUGCCGUCCUGGCGCGACGGCCUCCAUCCCGCGUCCUGAACUCGCUCAGCACUUCCUCCCCGGACCAUUCAAUCCCGCCUCGGUGCCCUCGCCGGCCUCUCCGCAGUACCACGCCCCCGUCUCGUACGGAGGAUACAGCCCUUACAACCCGUCGUCGAUGUUGGAGGCGCCUUUUAAGCCGCACGGAUUGCAGGGGCGUAUGGACGGCUUGCCACUUGUCGGAAGAAGCAGCAGUCCGUCGGUCAAGAGCGAGGCCAAGUCGACCAAGUCCGAGUCCCCGUCACCCUCUACGAAAGUAGUCAUCCCAAACGUACGGGUGCAAGGAGCGCCCGUUCACGAGUUCAACACAGCUAUCGACAGGCUAGCGAAGGUCAUCGAAACCAAACGGGAGAUUCUCAGCAGCCCCAACCCAGCCAAGGAAGAACCAGGGCAGCCGAAUGAAGGGGUGGAAGGAGGAGAGAUGCAGCAAGCUCGCGGGAAGGCAAAGCGGAAGCGCUUCUGCUGCGAUAUUCCCGGGUGCUCCAAGAUGUUUGCUCAGAAGAACAAUCUCGAUACCCACCGGCGAGCCCACACGGGCGAGAGCCCCUAUGUCUGCCCAAUCUGCUUGCACCGCUUUACACAGAGCGUCAACCUCAAGUCCCACAUCCGUCGCCAUCUUGGUGAAAGGCCUUACAAGUGCCCCCAGUGCCCCAAGGCGUUCUCUCAGCCGUCAAACGUCAAGGCGCACAUGAAGACACACGAGAGGAGGGAGUUGAGAGCCCGUUGGGUUUGCAGGUUUGGGAGCUGCAGGAAGUCGUUCACAGCGAAGGGAAACCUCAAGAGCCACCAAAACACGUACCACGUCGAGGCCAUCGAAGCCUUCCACGCCAAGCUGGCAUCCAUCGAGGACAAGAGCAUGAUAACCGAGGAGGACAAGGAGAUGGCCCGGUACAUCACCGAGGUACACAACCUGGCCAACAAGGGCAUCAAGGGACGUGGCAAGGGCCGCAAAGUCAAGCGUCUCUUGCCGCUUCCGAUGCAGCCGUCCUCGGCUGCUGCCGCCGCCACCACCACCACUACCACCACCUCGCUCAGUGCGGCGACGGCGAUAGUGCACGGCAACCCUUACUCGAUGCCGCCGCUUCUGCCCCACGCGCCGCCCCACCACCUCCAGGCCGCGCCGCAGCCGUCGGCGGCCCACCACGGGCACCAGCACCACCAUUUCUACGGCCUCAGCAAUCCGGCCGCCUACAGCAUGAGCCGGCCGUCGGUGUCGUCGGCCAUGCUCUUCGGCGUCGGGCUCGGCAUCAACACCCGCGACGUCGUCCACGGCCACGGCGCCUACGGCAUGCUCGACUCGGACCAGAUCAGCGAGGCCAGCAGCGUCCACUCGCCGCCGCCCGUCAUGCAUCAUGUCUACGACGACGAGCAUGCCCGUGAAUUGGCGUUCGGGGAGCGGCUUUACUGACUGUCAAAACGAGAGAGAGAUAGUGGCGUGAUUGAGAAAGAAGGGGCUGGUUGGUAUUCGUCUGUUUUUUUUUUGUUCCCCCUCCGUUCUUACUCUUGGGCAGGCUGUCUGAACACGUUUUGGUUUGGCCCUUUGCUUUUUGAUUGCAUGUUUCUUCAUGAUGGCUUUCUGCUUUCUCUUCUCAGCUGCCAAACUGUUCCCUGUUUUACGUCUUUUUUUCUAUACUAUAUAUCCGGGCUGGAAAAUGGUGCGGCAAACAAUGCAGCGAUUCAUGUAUACGGGGAGGUGGCUCU
Thermothielavioides terrestris NRRL 8126 is the source of this 1929-nucleotide messenger RNA. RefSeq lists its product as uncharacterized. Lineage: Eukaryota; Fungi; Ascomycota; Sordariomycetes; Sordariales; Chaetomiaceae. The record is from RefSeq and is a predicted model, not a curated record. The transcript is spliced from 4 exons. The coding region runs from base 80 to 1636 and encodes 518 amino acids. Gene Ontology annotation, cellular component: nucleus.